UGUGAGCCAAAACUGCCUGCUGUGAGGUACUAUUUCUUCUUAAUACAUAUGGGAGCAGCUUAUUUCUUACAAAGGUAAACAUUAUAUGUCUGCACUGCAAGUGAAAGUUCUAAGAUAACAAUGAAGCCACACAUAGUUCUAUUGCUGUGCCUGGGAACGUUGGCUCUUCCUGUUUCUGAAGGCAAUGAACUUCCAGAAACCAAGAACCGUGAGCGCCGGUUCUUGUUGGGAAAGAUUUUUGGUGGGAAUAACCCCCCUCCUCCUCCACCUGUGAAUAUUGAGCCCCCAGUUUUCCCUGGGUCCUCUCUGGUAGACGCAGAAUCCUUUUGCCAAGGUGGUUGCCGUGAUGGCUGGAUAAGUUACAUGGGCCAGUGCUACAUAUUUGUUCAGAAUCCGAUGACAUGGGAACAAGCUGAGUGGACCUGCCAAAGUCAGGCCACAGGGGGACACCUGACCAGCAUCUCAAGUGCAGAACAUAAUGAAUUCCUUGUAAACCUGGCCAGUUAUCAGGGACAAAGAACAGCUCAGUUCUGGACAGGAGGAAGCCAUCGGAGGGGGUCGUCCCUAAGAUGGACUGAUGGUUCUGUGGCAAAUUUUAUUCAGCGUCCUCUGAGCUCACUUCUUCAUGUUGUUGGAGAAACAAUUAACACUAUUCUGAACAUUCGCAUCUGCUUGAAGUUAAAUAUAAAUAUAGGAGGCCGGGGUAAUUGGGAUGGCUCCGACUGCAAAAAGAAAUUACCCUUCAUCUGCAGCUACAGACCUAAUCUUACACCCCCCUAAUCUACAGUGGGAAGACAAUACAACCUGUUCCCCUAACUGUCUUCUCAUCGAAUGAAGAUAAUCCACAAAUUAUUACUUUCUUUACUAGACCCAGUCACUUAAGUUCUUAUUUUUUAAAAGCCAAAGCAUCAUUUACUAAUGUGAAUCAGAUAUUGAAAGAAUCAGAUAUUAUGUGGUUAUUUAGAACACCACAGAAAGCCUGUUAUUUAAACAAAAUGGGGCUUGAUUUGAGCGCUUAACAAGAUUAUGUGCUACUUAUGCCCUACAGGGAUUUAAAGAAUAUUGAUGAGAAACCUUUAACUUAAAAAUAAUU
Molecule: messenger RNA, 1093 nt
Organism: Sceloporus undulatus (fence lizard)
Lineage: Eukaryota; Metazoa; Chordata; Lepidosauria; Squamata; Phrynosomatidae
Product: snaclec bitiscetin subunit beta-like
Exons: 7
Coding region: 121-780 (219 amino acids)
Molecular function (GO): signaling receptor activity
Source: RefSeq, a predicted model, not a curated record